AUGGCUUUCCGAGAGGAGAGAUAUGUGAGGUUUCAUGACUGGAGGUCAGAGUAUUCUGUCGGUUCAGAUAAGAUAGUUUCAGAAGGAAGGCAUACUGCAUUUGACUCACUAAAGGAUAAGACUCUAGGAGCCUUCUCAUUCUUAGGGAACAGUUCACGCCCUGAAACCCUGAACAAAUCAACACCAGAGGAAAGGAAGGCCAAAACAAGAGUUCUUGAUCCUCAAGGGCCAUUUUUGCAAAGAUGGAACAAGAUAUUUGUGAUAUCAUGUCUAAUUGCAGUUUCUGUGGACCCACUAUUCUUUUAUAUCCCAGUGAUCGAUGGUGUCAAGAACUGCCUAUAUCUGGACAAAAAGUUGGCAACCAUUGCAAGUAUCCUGCGCUUCUUCACAGACAUCUUCUAUUUGCUCCAUAUAAUAUUUCAGUUCAGAACAGGAUUUGUUGCUCCUUCCAGAGUAUUUGGUCGAGGUGUCUUGGUUGAAGACACCUUUGCAAUAGCAAAGCGGUAUCUAACUACAUACUUUCUGAUUGAUUUUUUAGCUGUUAUGCCCCUCCCUCAGGUUUUUGUAUUGUUAGUGCUACCCCAUCUCAAAGAUUCCAAGGUUAUGGAGGCAAAAGAUAUACUGAUGGUUAUUGUUACAUGUCAGUACGUGCCUCGGCUCGUUCGAAUAAUACCACUCUACCUUCAAAUCACAAGGUCGGCUGGCAUAAUUACAGAGACCGCAUGGGCUGGUGCUGCUUUUAACCUUUUAAUUUAUAUGCUCGCUAGCCAUGUGUUUGGAGCCCUUUGGUACCUUCUUUCCAUUCAGCGAGAAGAUACCUGCUGGAGAAAAGAAUGUGGCAAGAUAAACUGUAACUUUGCAUCUUUAUAUUGCGGGAGUAAUACAGCUAGAGACAAUAUUUUCCUGCAAAAUGUCUGUCUGACAAAUGGCAGCGACGAUAUAGACCCAACCUUUGGAAUUUACCUACCGGCUCUCCGAACUGUUUCACAAUCGACGAGUUUCUUUGAGAAAUUUUUCUAUUGCUUUUGGUGGGGUCUGCAAAGUCUAAGCUCUCUUGGUCAAAAUCUGAAAACAAGCACUUACACAUGGGAGAAUUUGUUUGCUGUUUUUGUCUCGAUAUCGGGUUUAGUCUUAUUUGCCCUUCUUAUUGGUAAUGUGCAGACAUAUUUACAAUCAGCCUCUGUGCGGAUAGAAGAAAUGAGAGUGAAAAGACGUGACACAGAGCAAUGGAUGGCACAUCGAUUACUUCCUGAGAACCUCAAGGGGCGAAUAUUGCGUCAUGAGCAAUACAGAUGGCAGGAAACAAGAGGGGUUGAUGAAGAGGGCCUUCUUAUGAAUCUUCCCAAGGAUCUUAGGAGGGAGAUAAAACGACAUCUUUGUCUAUCACUUCUCAUGAGGGUUCCAAUGUUUGAAAACAUGGACGAGCAGCUCCUGGAUGCAAUGUGUGAUCGUCUAAAGCCCAUGCUGUACACUGAGGACAGCUGCAUAAUUCGAGAAGGAGACCCCGUGAAUGAAAUGCUUUUUGUUAUGAGAGGAUAUCUCGAGAGUAUGACGACAAAUGGUGGACAGAGCGGAUUCUUCAACUCCAAUGUUCUCAAAGGUGGAGACUUCUGCGGUGAAGAGCUCCUCACUUGGGCUCUUGACCCCGCUGCAGUUUCAAACCUUCCCAGCUCAACCAGAACAGUGAAGACAUUGUCUGAAGUUGAAGCCUUUGUUCUGAGGGCUGAUGACUUGAAGUUUGUAGCCACCCAGUUUAGGAAACUCCAUAGCAAACAGCUCCAGCAUACCUUUAGAUUCUACUCACAACAGUGGAGAACCUGGGCCGCUUGUUUUAUACAGGCAGCUUGGCACAGAUAUUGCAGAAAGAAGCUAGAGGAUUCUUUGUUUGAGAAGGAGAAGAGGUUACAAGCAGCUAUUGUAAGUGACGACUCUACCAAGCUCAGUCUGGGCGCGGCACUGUACGCCUCGCGUUUUGCUGGCAACAUGAUGCGGAUCUUACGGAGAAAUGCUACCCGAAAGGCCCGUUUGCAGGACAGGGUGCCUGCAAGGUUGUUACAGAAGCCGGCAGAACCCAACUUUUUUGCCAUUGGAGAGUAA
Messenger RNA from Triticum turgidum subsp. durum (durum wheat), 2097 nucleotides. Lineage: Eukaryota; Viridiplantae; Streptophyta; Magnoliopsida; Poales; Poaceae. The record is from the annotation of a GenBank genome assembly.